Messenger RNA from Anolis carolinensis (green anole), 2219 nucleotides. Its product is annotated as heat shock 70 kDa protein II. The transcript has a single exon. NCBI's taxonomy places the organism in Eukaryota, Metazoa, Chordata, Lepidosauria, Squamata, Anolidae. The record is from RefSeq and is a predicted model, not a curated record. The coding region runs from base 226 to 2157 and encodes 643 amino acids. Gene Ontology annotation, cellular component: nucleus; vesicle; cytosol. Gene Ontology annotation, molecular function: ATP-dependent protein folding chaperone; ATP binding; ubiquitin protein ligase binding.
AGUUUUGAAGAGUAAAGUGAGCUGAGAGAGAAGGGGGAAAGCCAAAGCCAUGCCUGGCUCUAGGCAAAGGUGAAAGAUGCCACCAUCCCCGAUAAUGACCUAAGCCCUGGGAGGAGAGAAAGGAAGAACAGGAAGGAAACCGCAAAGAGGUCUUAUGGGAACGUCUACCUCCUUCCUUCCGGCCCUCCGAGUCUGACAUCUUCUACUCAAAAAAGCCACGUUGCCAUGCCUAAGCAAAAUGCCCUGGCUGUCGGGAUUGACCUCGGCACCACGUUCUCUUGCGUAGCUGUCUGCCACCAGGACAAGGUCGAGAUCAUCGCCAACGACCAAGGCCACCGGACCACCCCCAGCUACGUGGCCUUCACCAACAGUGAGCACUUGGUGGGUGAUCCUGCCAAAAACCAGGCCUCCCUCAACCCCCAGAACACCGUCUUCGAUGCCAAGCGGAUGAUCGGCAGGAACUACCAUGAUGCCACCGUCCAGGAAGACAUAAAACACUGGCCUUUCACCGUAGCUAACCAUGAGGGCAAGCUGAAGAUCCAGGUGGUCCACAAGGGCAAGCAGAGGACCUUUUACCCCGAGGAGAUCUCAGCCAUGAUCUUGACCAAGAUGAAGCACACAGCCGAAGCCUACCUGGGAUGCCCCAUCACUCAAGCUAUUGUCACUGUCCCGGCCUACUUCAACGAUGCCCAGCGCCAAGCCACCAUUGACGCUGGGGCCAUCGCCGGACUCAAAGUCCUGAAGAUCCUCAACGAACCCACAGCCGCUGCGAUUGCCUAUGGAUUGGACCUCAGGAACCAAGAAGCAGGGAGUAGGAAUAUCCUCAUUUUCGACCUGGGUGGGGGCACCUUCGAUGUGUCCAUUCUCUCUGCCGAAGAUGGCAUCUUUGAAGUGAAGGCCACGGCUGGAGACACUCACCUUGGCGGACAGGAUUUCGACAAAAGGCUGGUGGCUUACCUGGCUGAUGAGUUCAAAAAGAAGCACAAGAAGGACCUCCGCCAGGACAAAAAGGCCAUGCAGCGGCUCAAGACGGCGGCGGAGCGGGCCAAGUGCAUCCUGAGCUCUUGCUCCAGUGCCAGCAUCUCCGUUGACUCUCUGUAUCAUGGGAUAGACUUCUAUAUGACCAUCACCAGGGCUCGGUUUGAAGAUCUCUGCUCAGACCUCUUCCGAGCUACUCUGAAACCCUUGGAGCGGGCCUUGAAGGACGCUCAGGUGAGUAGGAGUGAGAUCAUGGAUGUUGUGUUGGUUGGAGGUUCCACUCGUAUCCCCAAGAUCCAAAAACUCCUGAAGGAUUUCUUCAACGGGAAAGAGCUGUGUAAAGGCAUCAACCCUGAUGAAGCAGUGGCCUACGGGGCAGCCAUCCACGCUGCCGUGUUGACUGGCAACCGGAUGCCCAGAAUGCAGAACAUGUUCCUUUUGGACGUCACCCCUCUGUCAUUAGGGAUCAAGACUCAAGGCGGGGUGAUGGCCACCGUCAUCAAACGCAACUCUCCCGUCCCGACCAAGGAGACCAUGGAGUUCACCACCACGGAAGACGGCCAAGACACCAUCUUGUUCAUGGUCUACGAAGGGGAACGGGCGCUGACCAAACACAACCACCUCUUGGGCACCUUCACUUUAACCGGGAUCCCGCCGGCUCCCUGUGGGACUCCUGUUAUCACCGUUACGUUCUCCAUCGACGAGAACAACAUCCUGACGGUCUUUGCUAAGGACGUGGAGACAGGGAACACCAACCAACUCACCAUUUCCGACACCCGAGGCCGCCUGGGACAAGAGGAAAUUGAAAGGAUCAUCCAAACGGCUGAAGAGUUCAGGGUGAAUGACCGAUCCCAGCAGGACAGGAUUGAAGCCAUGAACUCCUUGGAGUCCUGCACGCUGGAGCUGAAGAGGGUGGCGGAAGAGCAGGUCCUGGAUGUCCAAGCCAAGAGGAGGAUGUUGGAGAUGUGUGACAGCACCACGUCCUGGCUGGAGGGGAACACGUCGGUGGAGAAGGAAGAGUGCGAGCAGCGGCAGAAGGAUCUGGAGGAAGCCUGGGGCUCCAUGUGCAGCUCCCUCGCUGAAAGCGAAAGCGCGGAAGAAGGGAGACCAGGAGACACUCAAGAAGAGGUGGUGGAGGGAGACCAAGACAAGGCUCAACCUGAAGAGGAGAUGGAAUAAAAUCACCGCCAGUGCAUUGUACCACCUAUGGGGCUUAUUAAAAGUAUGAGUUUCAAACAAAA